AUUAAUGACUGCUGAGGAGACGGCGGAGCAUCUAUGUGGUCCGCCUGACACUUGAUCGAGGGGAGAGAUGCGCCCUCAGCAGCCGCUGUGAGGACGGGAAGGGAAGGGCACAAGGAACACAUGAAUCUCAAUCCAGACUCCAGUCUACCUGCGUUUGGACUUUCUUCGCUUCGUUUUGCUCGUGCAGAAGCCGUUGGCGGAGGAGAGACUCGAACUGAUUUCUGACCAGCUGCGUAAGAAGAAGAAGAAGAAGACCACACAUUGUUGACGGGUUUUAUGUCGCGCUCUGGGCUUUUCUCAUCUCUGGAGCGCCGCACUUGAUGGAAAUAUAGAAAAACACAUUCAGCUCCGAGGGCUGUGCUGGUUCAAGCGGGUAAGUUUACUCUGUUUACCACUGAAAUACAGUCAAUGCCUGUCAUUAGGAAUGAUCGCACGGGUGUGUAAUGCGUUUUCCAAGUUGACGAAAAACGCCUUAAUCCUGCGCUUCGGGGGAUGUUUUAGCAGACGAUUAUUCAUGAGAAAAUAGUCCUCCCGCUCCCCCAAAAACCAGUCACUUAAAUGUGAUUUGAGGAAUUACAGAAACAAGGCAGGGUAGUCUAACUAUGCUUUCUUUAAUUAUGGCCUGGAACACUCACUAAACGUGGAGACGCGCUUUUGCGCAACUAUGCAGGUUGCGCCUUCACCAAACCCGCUUCAUGGCAGAUUGGGUGUUUUUGUUAAAACACAAAUAGUUAAGGAGAUUCAAAGCUGAUGUCUGUGUGUGUGUUUGUGUAUGGAGGUGAUGGACAGGCAAUUUCAUGUCCCCGGGUUCUGCUCAGUGCGCGCACACCAGACACGUCUCGAAGAAAUCCACAGAAUGGUGGCCACCCCCUCCUCUCCUCUCCUCCUCACUCUCUCCUCUCCUCUCCUCUACUCCAAGCGUUCCUGUUGCAAACAUUAAACGACAUCUGCUUAAAGUAUACAUCACACAAUCACACACACUCUCAAACGGUGAAUGGGAAUGAUACCUCGCUUUCAUCGACAUCUCGGCACGUUGCAUGCUGGGCUUUUGCGGAAUUAACUCCACCACAGAGUGGCAUCUUUGAGCGGAUUCACCGUCAACGCUUCACCUGCUGGUGCCCAGCACACCCACCCACACAUUCAGAGAUCCGGCGAGAGAGAGAGAGAGAGAGAGAGAGAGAGAGAGAGAGAGAGAGAGAGAGAGAGAGAGAGAGAGAGAGAGGAAAGGAAGGUAUUCACUAAUCCCUUAACUGCAUUGGGGCGUCUCUCUCUCUCUCUCUCUCUCUCUUUCUCUCUUACCCCCUCCCUCCCUUCUAUUUCAUCCCUCACCCUCUCUCCUCUGUCCAGAAUCUAUGUCACCCAGCAGAUGUAUCACUCAUGAAUAUUUCAAAGGCAGAUAAACAGAUAAUGGCCGAUAAUGACAAAUGUAAUUUUCACCGAAGGGGCUGCUGGAUGUGAUUGCUGUAAUCUUCAGUGCAUGCAGCCGGGUCUGGCGUAUAUGUGUGUGUGUGUGUCCCUGUGCUUGUUCCCAGUGAUGGAUACAAUAGAGUUUGGCCUCUACAGUGCGAAUGAGUCACCCCAAAGCAGCUGCUCAAUAUGAAACACACAGUCAAAUACCACAUGAGAGCCACCGUGGCUUUGUGUCAGACACAGUGCUGCACUGAGAAAGCCCUCAGCCCACAUGCUUCAUAUUAUUCUGUUUGGAAUUACUUGCCUACCUGCUGAGGUGUCCAAGGCCAUCAGUAUAAGUCAGAUUCUCAAAGCUCAGCUCUUUUAUUUUUUUUUUUGCGAGAAAUACUAGAAAGCAGUUAUUUACAAAGGUUUCCCCCUUUACCAUCAAGUUGUGAUUGCACACGCAGCAACAUAGCCGCUCUGUCUCCACGGUGACGAAAACAGCCAAACAAAGCAGUAGUGUUUCUAUAUUAAUUUGUCACAUUUGUUGAAAAUAAAUCAAUACAACAUGUCCACACUAAGUUAUUCGCUUAAACUGAAUGGUUUGGGGAAUUGCCUAUUGAUCUGCGUGUGAAACAGUGAGAGUCAGAGUGUGUGCGUGUGUGUGUGUGCAUGUGGAAAAAGGGGAUGGAAAAAGUAUUGUGCCCGCAGUGGCCUUGUGGAGGCUCGGAGAGUAUGAUAGGCAGCACGGUGUGGGUGUUCCAUAUUAAUUUCUCUAUAGGCAAAGGGCGGCAGGUGCCUGUGAGGUGAGAGGAUGUGUGGGUGCCGUACCUGAAGAGAAAAUUAAAACCCUGCGAUCAGAAUCAAAUUCAUGUGAAGAUUCUGUGUCAUAACGGUGGUAACAAGAAGCCUCAGGAUCUAUCGGCGCUCCUGAGUGAAAUGCAUGUAAACAUAUUCACAAGACGGCUGCAGGGGAUCAGCCUGUGCAGCCAAGCAUAGGCUCUGUGAUAGCAGCGUGUUCCCAAACAAACACAGGCACCCAUUAAAAUGGAAUAAGCACAGACAGGGUAAAAAAAAAAAAAAAAGAGGGAGAGGAAAAGGAUGAUGUGUGCUUUGUCUUAGAUCUGGUUGAUGAAUCGGAAAAGGCCUAACUCGUAUGAAUACACAAGACGCUUAAAACAAAAAAAAAGAGAGGAUCAAAACGUGGAUGAUGGCAGCAUUCAUGACAUUUUCAGCCUGUAUCAAAGGUCAGAAUGGGAUACUGCACUUCCUUUGUGUCCAAUGACAUUUACUUUUACAUUAGCGCUUUAGCUAUUUAGCCAUCGUAUGCUUUAAAUAGUGUGUGGGUGCAACGCUUUUUUAAAGCGCUGGCAACACACUGCUUUAACAAAAGGCUUAAUAAAAAUGAUUACGUUCACAUUGAUAAAUAUCAGGUAGAUUUUGAAGUUGACGAAAAAUAAUCAAAGAUUUUAACCUCUAAUUAGCGUGUUUUUAUGCAGAUUCGUAUCAGAGCUGGACAUGAUAGGGACAUAUGCCGAUAUUGCAGUUUCAAACAGGAGGAGAGAAGAAGGAGGACAUCUGAGGGCUACUGCUGGGCCAUCCAUCUGUUCUACAUUUGGAUUGAUACAUAUAGGCUAUCAGUGCACUAAUGAAAAGCCUAGUGGAUGCUUUAUAAGACUGAAGCAAGUGUAAAAUAUCAAUUCUGAUGGAGCUGUGGAUGCAUGUAUGUGCAGGAAUAUGCAAACAAAUGCACGUACACAGGAGCAAUUACUGCCUCCGAAUCACACAGCCAUCGCUCUGCAAAGAAAACAAACGGCCAUUUGAAAGUGUCGUAUCUUUGAUCUGUUUUAGCUGAAGAGGAGUAGCAGAGAAUAAAAACAGAGAAGAGAAAGCCUGUAUCAAACCCCAUGAAAUCAUAAUAAAGAGGUCCGAGCCGGGCGAUAAAUGCAUUUCAGUGGCAUAUAAUGAUUGAUUCCGUCUGCCGUAGGAGCUUAUUCCCUGCAGGCAUGUGGCCCCUUGACCAGCCAUAUAUUAUUCAUAUAAAUAUAGAUAGCUGCGCAUCUCAGAGGCUGCACACAUGCCACAUUUGCACCUGCAGAUUCAAUUUGGCUCUGACUUUGAGGGAUACGCCGCCGGCUCCUCUCUCUCUCCUCUCUCUUCCUCCUCCUCCUCCUCCUUCUCACACCUCCCCUCUUUCAUUCUGGCUAGCAGCAAUACAUGGAACAUUAUGCAGAUUUUUUUGUCAAGAGAGUGUGAUUUUGUUGAGGGAGAAAUGAGUGUUGGAAUGUUCGCUACGCCUUUGACCUUAUCAGCGGCAGCCCCUAAGCUGGAUACCUUGGCUUAAUUUUAAUGGAUGCAGCACGAGGCGAAUUAGACAAGGAGACCUAGCUGUGCUCUUUCACAGCAAGGCGCAGUAUGCAUGCAUUAUGCGAAUGAGCUUUGUUUUUCAUGUUCUCGGCGAGGACACUGUCGGCUAAGUUAAACAUGCAUGCCCGCGUCUGCAAAUGCAUGCUUCUUUAAAUGGAUUUGUGUGCAUUUCUGGCUGCUGUGUGGGUGCACGAGUGCAGGUGGGCGUGCUAUAGCGUUCAAUAGUGCAGCAUGUGUGUUCUCACUCACUCAGCCCAAGGGCAUGUCUUGUCCAGAAAAGGGCGGAAAAAGCAGAGACAGGGUUCCUGUGGUUAAUUUGGAACAUUGAUUUUACAUUAACAGUUGGCUCGCUACUGAUUCAUGGCCGUUCGUGGUUCCUAUCCUCUCCCACACACUCACAUAUACAUAAACCUGAAGCUUCAUUAUGCAUACACACCACAUAGAAGUUUCCCCUUUAAUGGACUCUUCCUUACCUAAGAGAAAGUAUAAUAGCAAAUCAAUGAGGUGAAGGGUGGAGGGAGGGACAGUCAAGCCUUCAGGAGGCUUCCACCCUCUAAAGGGCUUACCCAGAAUGUCUGCUGAAAGUUGAUUGGUUGUGUCACUGCCGCUCUACAUGUCCACUGUGAUUCUGAGUCCUCAGGAGGUUGAAUAUUUUCUCUUUAUCCUGCUCUCACAUGAGAAGAAAAAUCAAUGUAUGAAAGACAAAUGCUAAAAAAACAGUAUACUAUCAUAAAGCUUACUUUUGUGAGCCGAGUCAAAAUUAUCUGGCCAGUUACGCUCCAGUUAUAUUUCCUGUUAGAAAAUUCUGUGGGUAAAGAUGUUUUAAUUUCUGUCAAGAGGAAAGAAAAUUUUUCAAUUCAUAACAAAAUGAAAAAUAGGUUGAUUUUACUUGUAAAUGCAUUGGACGGUGGCUGACAUAGUAAUUUCAAUAAGUAAAAACAAGCACAACAAAAACUGAUCAGCAUUUCAAUAGCUGUCUCUACACACAAAAAAUGCAUCCACAAUACUGAUAAUUCAGUCACUAAGGAAGUAAAAUGUUAAGUUAUUGAUGUGCAAAUGCACAAAAUAAUCAAACAACAACGACAAAAGAAAACGGAUAAAUAAUGAUGGCACAGGAGAGUGGGAAGAAGAGCUUUGUGUACGGUGGACAGUGACUCACACAGCGGAAUUUAAUAUGUUCCAGCAGAAGCAACACAAGCAAAAACCAGGACCAAAUCACAUCUUUUUUGGGGUUAACAAAGUCAUUUGGCGUGGUCCAAAAUAAACACGCACAGACUCUGUAAAUAGGACUGACUGUCUCCUGAGACGAUAUGCAGAUAGUCUAGAUUUGGCACAGCAGGGGUGACAAGUAUUGAGAAUGCAAUUAGGCUGACAGCAAACAAGCAGAGAGACAGUGGGAGGCCCACAAAGAGAAGACUGGAACCUUGAUAUGCAGGAGGAAAAGUCAACCGCUUACUUUCUCUGUCUACUUUCUCUUUCAUGGAUUUCCAAGGGUUGGAAGAGCAUUGAAAAAUUCAGGAAGAGAAAAGGACAUGGUUUAUAAAAGAGAUUUAUUGGUGGCUCUAUUAUGAGGAAAGAAAAUGAGAGAGAAGAGGUUGAAGGAAGAAAAAGCAGGAAAGAGUGGGGGUGACUAGAAGAAAAAAGCCUUGCGAGGCUUUUUACCAGUGGAUCAAAAUUCCCACUGAACCAUUUCCACGAUGCAAAGGCUACUCGCUUGAAAGAGGAGGCAAUUCUGCCGCGCCCUACUUUCCACUUACGCCUGACCUUUAUGUCUUCCAACCAGUUUUACACCAGCGAGUGUAAUGUCUACCUCUCAGCAGAUGCAACACUGCCUUGUUACCACUUAAAAGUGUGCAGGUCUCAUAAUCAUCUCCCCAAAGAGCCAAUAUGCUCUCUGCUGAAACCAUACAUCCACACUUACUUCACAGCUUGAUCUAAAUUUGCUUUUUCCAUGAUGUCUGUAAUAACCUCUCAUAAAUAUGCGUUGUAGAACCAGAAACCUGUUACCAAUUCCCAGAGGAUAACUGAGUUUAACAGGAAAGGCAUUCCCACUGAGCAUUUUUUUGGUCUAAAAGAGGUCCAAUAGUUGUCUGAAUGUAGCCUGGUCGAAAAUCAGGCUACCACAGGUCUCAAAAUGAAGUUUUUAGGCGUCUGAAUUUAGACCAAGUUUAGACUAAAUCUAAAUGUGGGCUGUAUCUAUACUACACUGUAUAUUGCACAACGGCUAUCAUAAUUAUUUUUGUUAAGUACUUAGAGAUCAGUUAUGCAACUCACAGUUGCUUUUUGAAAUAAAUAGUUAUUGGUUAAAGUGCAACUGUCUAAAUUCUGUCUAAAAAUACACAGAAUCUAGAUGGUUGAAAUUAGGUCUAAAAAAAAAACUAGAUGUCUAAUAGCCGUCGAUUGCUCAGUGGGUUUUUACAUGAACUGUUUGUCAUGUCAAAUUGUCAUCGCAGAGAUGAGCCAAAUUUCAACGGUUAUGUCUCAUAUGAUCGUCAUUAUCUGUUGUUGAUUUUUUUUUUUGUCGCUGUCUGUCCAUCGCCUGGUCUGUCCAUCUGUUUGUGCAGUUUCACUGUCCCUCAGUCUAACCCCCUCUCUUGCCUGGCUGUUUACCACAGAUGGCUGUCUACCAAUAAAUCUAUCCCUGUCUGUGUUUUUGUCUCCACAUGUUCCCUUUCACUUGUCCAUAUAUGUUCUCUCUCUCUCUCUGUCUCUGUCUCUCCCUUUAUUGCAGCUAUCUUGCGGCAGAUGUCUGCCUACAAAUGAAUCUGGUUUUUCUUGAGUUUUCUACCUGCCAAACCAAAGCUUUUUUUUUUUUUUUUGGUAGAUUAAUGAUGGCUGACAUCAUUUUCACCUAGAUAAGCUCCGUGAUGUAAAGCAUCAUGAAGUAAUUUGGUCCUUUUUGAUGAGCACAGAUUGAUGGAUUAAUAGGUAACCCUGCAGCCACAGAGCUUUCAUGAUUACAGAACCUGUGACAAAGCAAUAACCUUUAUGUCCUCUCUCUGCUAAGCCCCAUCCAAGCUCUGUGAGGCCAGGUGCAGGAUUUAUAACUCAUUCCAAUAAACAGGAUAAAACAAAUAGCGCUGCCCGCCUGUUUGGCUCCAUGGCAGACUUUGAGUCAAGCUAGCCUGAAUUAGCACUGCAGAGUCACAGGGACCGAUGCUUUCUGCUCCCACUGUGCACACUCAUUAAUUCAAAGUGGUCAUAUCUCACUAGUCUCUCAUCAAACUGUAUUUGCGCCAUUACUGUCCAGAACAGCCACAGUGUUAAUGUAAUGAAGGCAGCCUUGUGGGAAAGUCAGUGUAAAGUGUUGCCAAGAUGUGAAAGAAAAUGCUUUUCACCUUGACAGUGUCUGAACCUCUUAAAUAAAAGCUGCGUUCCAAUUUUGGUGCAUCAUGAUCCGUCUGGCUCCUAUUCCAGAUAAGGGUAAAUGAUCUGAAGUGUGUGCCAGGGUUGAAUGAACGUUUCCGAGAGUUAUGCUUGGUUUUACCUGAUGACAACAGUAACAUGCCAGCGUAAAUGAGUGGCAUUGAAUGAGGAGAAAUUCCAGGUUUUUGCAGUACUGUCAGACUAAUUAAAAGUGGAAUCAGAGACUAAAUGGAACAGCCGAGUUCACGAGCCAGAUCCUAACAGAGACACAACAGGUUUUCGGCUGGAAUAUGCCAAUAAAUAUAGACAGAUGCGGUGAAGGUGAUGCAAUAACACUCGUGAAAAUUAUUCUGAAUUAACACCUUGUUGAAUACUGUCAACAAAUCUAGAUUAAUUUCAUUUGUAGGAUAGAUCACUUGUAGUGAUGAACCCUUUGAUAAUUAUAACACAAUUUAUGGACCAGGCUGGCACACUGGCAGACUUUUUUUAGCAGGUGUGCUGUACAGGUUUGACAUUAGUUUUUUACAUCACUGCAUUAGCAUCAUUUUUCUACAACGAAGGCUGCUGCUUGUUGAGUUGAGAAUUUAUUUAUUUUUAUUUAUUUAUUUUUUCAUUUAUUUAGACAGGACAGUACCAGUUCAUGGACAAGGAGAAGAAGACAUGAUACAAGAAGUCUAUUCUCAUUGUAAACCAGCCGGAGUUAGCUAAGGCUAAUUUUCAUCCGUUGUCCUCAAACAGAAAAGCAACAAAAAACAAAACAAAAAACAGGAGGAAAUAACAAACAAACAAAACAAACAAACAACAAAAAAAUAUAAAAUAAAAAAACAGACAACAAUACAGUAGCAGACGACAAACACGACAAAUAUAAAAACAGGGGCAGAGUAGACCACUGGUGGAAGGUGCUUAGUGCAUAGAAAGUGCCUAGUGCUUCAAAGUACCAAGUGCCAUAAAGUGCCUAGUGCCCAGAGAAGCAAAACCUGAGUUCGAAGUAAGAAAAAGGCCGUAUUACCAUUAUACUGGCGAGUGGUCAAUCCUGAAAGACUGACAGGUUCAUUUUCUUUAUGACAACAAAAUGACAAACCUGAGAAAUGAAAUUCAACUUUUUUUAGCCAAUGCCAUUGAUUAAAUUAGAAAGAUAAGAUUUGGAAACUUAUAAUGCCAACAUGAGUAUUUGGCCUCAAAAAUACCAGUACUUUUUUUUCCAGGCUUUUACAAAAAUAAUUGCUCCGUUUUCUUCCGCUGGGAUUUAUAAUGUCUUUUAGCUUACAGGGUAGUUUUUGCUGUUCUUCCCAAUGAAACAACUCUAAAAACACACUUAGUGCUUCCUGCUCAGCACCACAAGGCAAACACAGAUAUUUACUGACUAGCUCAAGAGAGCUAUUACUGGACUUUGUAGCCAUAAACACAAAGCUAUGUCGUGUUAAUAAAUUUUCUCAUGUUUGGUUCAGAUGGUAACUGUUUUCUGUGUUUUGUUACAGUUUAUUACCGGUUUAACAACCAAAUAUUUCAGACCCAACCAUUUUAUAUUUGGAGUAAUCAAAGGACGCUGUUUUUCACACAGCUGGUGCCGCCCUGAAACAAACCAGACACCAGGAGCUUGUUUGCUGUAAUGUUCGCAGUCAGGAUUAACACCAACGAAAGAGAAAAGCCCAUGGGCUACACUGUCAGCCGGCUACUGUAAUAGAGGUGCUUUGGAGACCACAGCUUGAAUGAUUGUCCACCCCCCUUCCACUGACACCUGGGAACUCAUGUUAGCUCCAUGAGUGAACACUUUAGCCUGACCUAUAAAACGCUCCCAUUGGCUCCCCAAGCAAAUGUCAAUGCUUACAUCCAAUGCGUUAGACAUUAGGGCAACCAGAGAUCCAAUUUCAUCUCUGUAGUUUUUAAAACCAGCUGCUGAUUGUUUGUCUUUUGGCUUAAGGUUACUAAAGUGUUUUCCUGGCUCAUAAUACACGCAUCCAUCUUUGGAUUCUAUUAGCAACAGCUCUAUUAACCACAUUUCUCUUUGUCCAACAAUCGCACAGCCAGACUCAAGUUAUUGCCAGCUGCAGCCAAAUUAAACGCAAUAUGUUUCUAGCUUCAGAGGACCGUGUUUUCUUCCAAUCUUUAAGUGGGUUUUGGCUAAUUCCUGUGCCUGACACAUUUGCCAAGGUUGAUAUUUCCUGCAAUGACAGCAUUCUUGGGAUCACCAGAGGUUAAUACACCACUACACUACAGAUACCACGGCGAGUUCCUCCUCUGGCAAGUUACUCUGUCCUCCAGAUCUCUCCACUCUCUCUGUUUCACUCCCCCUUCCCUCUCGCUUCACCUCAAUUACCAGCAACUGAGCAGUGAAUUGUGGGGAAAUUAGUUCUACAUUGUAGCAGAGGGGUGGGAGGGGGGCUGCAGCCGGGUAGCUUAACUGGACCUCUUACUAAUAGGUUGGUACAAGCUGUGUGUGGACUCCAUCCCCAAACUAGUCACGGUGCAAGGCCAGGAGUACAAAGACUGUCACUUCACUGGGCUUUAGAUAAUGCAUUGGUACAGCAGCAAUUUAAAUGUUCAACUACCUGUGGAUGAUAAGGGUAGUUUACUUUAGAUGAUGCAGUUUGCUAGAGCAUAUCUACAUGAUAGGAAAAUAAUGAAAUGCAGUAUCUGUGCUUUUAAAAAGCACAAUUUGUCCGUCCAAACAAUUUGUCUUAAUGGAAGCUGUGCUGUUAAAAGCUUUUCCAUUUUGCUGAUGCAUUAACACAUUUUGAUUAAGGAUAGGCUGACUGUGCUCAGAGGAUUUUCCACUCGUCGUUUACAUUCAUCUUAUUCGAAAGCAUCUGCUGUCUAAAUAUUUUCUGUGUUUGUAUUUCAUAGCCCUUGAUUGUCAAUACUAGAAACUGUUUUAUCAUAUGACUAAGUCAUUGAGUCAACGCUUUUCUACUCAAGACUCCAACAACUUCCACAGCAGACACAUUGUCACAUGAGAUGUCAACCCAAAUUUAGACAGCAACCCCUAACCGCUGACUCCAGAUCUUUCACUUUAACAGCAUUUACUGGGAGCUCAGUUCAGACAAUAAAUUCAAUCCAGGACACCAAAUUGCUCAACACAUUUCAUGGUCGUUUCUUUAACAGGAAAAUGUUUGGGGUGUUUAAGAUGCUCUGGCUCCCUGAAUAUAUACAGUGAUAAUUUGCACACAUUCAAGACACAUUUAUAUGAAAAAGAUGAGAGUAACCCUUAAUCUAAAAUUCUUCAUUGAAUAUGUUAGUACAAUUGUAGUUGAUUUACUGUCAAGGCUGGAGCUUAAUGUUUAAAUAAAAAUGUGCUUGUCUGACGUCCAUUAAACAACCAUAUUUUGAAAUUAUAUAAGAUGCACAAUGGUGCAGCUAGGUCCUUGUUCCUAUACUUACUUAAACGCUGCGGGUCACAUUGAUUGACUUGGCAAUAUAGAGGAAAAAAAGGACCUGAACGCUGUCAGGCUGUCAAUUUGCUCAGCAAAAGCUGAAAAAAAAAAAAAAACUUCUCCAUUGAUUUAAAAAGAAUAAGAGGCCACAUGCUUCAAAUUCUGGCUUCAUCUUGGUGGGAAGAGGAGGAUUAACUAUCAACCAGAGUGUAAUAUGCCUGAGUGAAACCACAGAGCUUGAGCACAGCAUUGAUCAGCAUUGCAAUCUCCAACAAGCUGAUUGGGAUUACAUCCUGAGAAAUGUACCCAUUACUGAGUGUACUGCUUUUAUAAAAGGAAAUAAACAUUAAACCAAUGGUAAAAACAAAACAAAAAAACAAACAAUAAAAUAAAAUUCUCUGUCGCUUAGUGGAUAUGACAAAUGCAUUUAAACAACAAAUAAAGCCUUCAGUAGAAUGUUUGUUAAAAAUGAAGAUCAAGUGUAUUUUUUUGCAUUUUAUCCCUGUUUUAUGUAUGGUUAUGCAGCAUAUGUUAGACAGCUGUUCCAUAAAGAUGGAUUUGUGGAAUGUUACUCGGUAAUCGAGCCAAUAAAAAAUAAAAAAUACUGUAAAGUCUGAUCAGCUGUACAGACUGUAAAGUUGAAACAUCAAAGUUGUAGCAGUUAGAGAGUAAAACACACACUACUGACCACAAUCAGGCAUAAAACAAAGAUUUUCAUGAAGCAAGUGCUGGAUUAUCAUUAACUGAAUUUUAUCCUCACUAAUUAGCAGGGAAUAUGUCUGCUGGCCACAGCAUCUUGCAAAAUGUCCGGUAAAGCCGUCCUAAUUCCAUCCUAAAUUUAUGCCAAUGUGGGACAUCAGACAUUAACACUAAAAUAAAGACAACAAUGAAUUCCAUCGUGCAAUCUGUCUCUCCUACUCUCAGCCACGUCCUUCCAGAUUAUGUAAUGCAUGAUUCAAUAUGCUGUGAAAAUUGGGCAGCACUGUUUUACAUUCGGCACCACGAUCCACACCAACACUUCCUGUUGUUACACCGCUGCUUAACAGAAAAUAUUGAUCACAAAGGAAAGCCUUGGCCUACAAAUGUCCCCCCUGACACUAUUAACUAUAAUCAUUUGUAAAACAAAUAUUGGACAAUAAAGCUUUGCAAUAACAAUUAUCCUGAUUACGCUACAUGGCUGGCGAUUGUGAUUACUAUAGAAUAAAAUCAGAGGUGAGGUCCAAACGCUGUAGGCUGAAUUACAGACUCUGGCCUGUGUUUCCCGGGCACAGAUCAACGGUGUAGCACACAAUGAAGAGCCAGUGCUGAGGGAGGGGAGCUAAAGCCUGUUUAUCAGAAUGCUUGUGGUGUUGCGGCUUAUUAAAGUGCCAGGUGCUUUUGAAAAAUAAUCCCGCUCUCUCCUCUUUCUUUCUCUCCCUCACCCCUCUAAACCAGACUCGAGCCAAUGCUGGAGCAGAGGUUGAGGAAUGAACCCUUGGCUCAGUUUUGCCAGCGGGGCAAACUGCACCGUUUCUGCUGCCUUCAGAAGUUGUUAUUUAUUUAUUUAUUUCUAUUAUAUUAUUAUUUUUCUCCACAUCUCCCCUGUGGCCACUGAGCUGGAGACAGCGCGGUUGAUGAAAUGAAACCAUUUCUCUCCUUUCUUGUUCUCACUUCCCAGCUGCCGUCACACUUAUUCUCUUGAUUCUUUCCAUUUUAUCUCCUGUCUCUCACGACUUUUCCCAUGAUGUGGGGUGUGCUCUUAUGGGCCCAAAAUAUCACAAGCGCCAUCAAGCCCAUCUGUUCUGUAAGAGGCGGUUACGUACAGCAAAUUACAUGGUACACUUCAAGUGCAGAGCUUGUGCUUUAUAGCAGCGGGCAAUAAGGGUGAGAGUUAUGUGAUGGUUAAAGAGGCACCGCACAAAAAAAGAUGUCUGACAUUUAAACGAUUAUUUUCUUUUAUUACAAAAAGGGAAAUGUAAAUUUUAAUUACAUCAUAAAGCAGAUGUAAUAGCACCUAGCUGAAUGAAAGACUAGUUUUGAUAGUCAGCCCCUUUAUGUUCUAAGGCAUCAUUGAAUGAUUAAGUAUAUACAGGUGUUAAACAGGUUCUUAAUUAAGAUGCAUUGUAGAAAUGCUGCUGUUGUCAAGCUUGGGAUUACUUGAUCAAACAAAUAAAUGGUAAAAUGGACCUCAAAAUAAAACUCACCGUUUUUGAGUAGCUUAAUUAUCUCAAGUCUGGAAAUGAUGUACCAAUAAAACUAACAAGUGACUCUUUUGUUCUUUGUUAACCAAAAUUAGGUUUGUGACCUUAAUACUAGAUAAAUCAGGUAGAAUUUCUUAACAUUUUGCAAGCGAUGUAUUCAAAUUAAGCAUUUAUAUGCUAAAAGAUUGCAGCCAGAAAUGUUCUGUUUCUGUCUUUUUUGGCAUCCCCUGUGGACAAAGUGAUAUUCCUAAUAUCUUUGCUUAUUUAGCCCUGUAUGUUCUGACAAAAAUGUCAUCCCUCUUUUUUAAGCCACCCAAUGAGAACUUUUGCCGAGGAAUAAGUUUAACACUAAAAGGCCUCGUCUGACAUCCAUCCUCUUUGCAGCGGUUGUAACUGUUAAAAAUUAGGUUAUAAAAACACUCAGUCUUUGUGUUAAGGGUCUUGUUAUCUUUUGUGGGUCAUAAAAGAGAUAUCAGUUAAUUUUAGUCUGUUUUAAAACCAGUUAAAAAUUCCUCACAGAAGCUUUAAAUAUAUGAGUCAAUUGCAUGUUUAGACUAAAAUCCUAUUCAUUUCUGUUAUUAUGGAUGUGAAAAUUACAGCUGCAAAUCUGUGAGUGAAAAGGCCAAAUGAAAAUUAUCCAUAGCUUUUUAUUUCAUGCUCAUUCAGUACGCUAGGGAGUAAUUUUAUAGAUAGAAGGGGAAAUGGGUAAAUGAGUAAAUGAAGGAAACAUUCCUGUUUUUUUUUUGAAGGUGGUGUUUUAUUAGUACAACUAUGAAUAUGAUAUGUGAUUUAACUAGACCAUUUUCAAGUCUUGGUGUAAUUGCAUCAAAUCUUGAUUAUGUUUUGGUCUCAUGACUGUGGAAAAUGUUGCCACUGAGGAAGUGCAUGACCUGUUUUUUCGCUAAAUGAAAUUCUGACAUUGUAGAUUUGUUGAUUGCUCAAGGAUGAUCUGUUUACACAUAAAUGCAUUUGCAUUUUCAAAGGCUGUUAUUUCUUGAGCACAAAGGUGUAAACUGCAGAUGUCUUGAAUAUCAGAAUGUCAGAGAGUACAGCUUGACUAGUUCUGCAUGGUUUGUGUUACUGGCUGCCUAUUCAUUUACUCGUUGCUAUAGUGACUGACAUACUCCAUUGCCUUUAAACAGGAUGCUCUUAGGGCUUACGAUUAAACCCCCAGGGUGUUUGCCAUUUAAGAGUCUUAAUAAAGCCAACUCUUUGAAAAAUGAAAGACUCACAUUGCUUACACAAGAACUGAAGUCCACAUGGUGGGGACACACGCCUAAGUCCCUUGAAUUAAGUGUAGAAGGUCAAGCAGGUGUAAAUCUGUGAUUUUCUGUCUUUGAGGGAGCAUGUUUAAAUGUCAACAGGCAUCACAGUGCAUAUAACAAAUGUCAAUAUGACCAAAUCCCUUUCUUAUGGUAUUCUCUGAUCAUCUGGAUUUUUACUAAAUACUUAUACCUCUUCUUUUUGUCUUUUUGUCUUACACAGGUAGGAAUGGAGCCAAGUGUGGAUUGUGGAAGAUAGUCACGACAAUCAAUGAGGACACCGACCUUUAGAGAAAGACCUGAAUAUCCAUGGAAACCUACGAAUCUGCUCAACUCCAUCCUCAAAUCCUUUGAAGUAUAAUAAUAAGUCCAUCUGUUUUUUCUUUUUUCCCCCUCCCUUUUUCUUGGGUCUGUCUGACUGCAGCCUCAGCCACGAACCCUGACACCAACAGGCAACACUGAGUGAUUGGUCAUUACUUCCAAGGGCGUCUACACAGCAAGACAAAAAAAACCCCAGGGAGCCCUGCUGCAGUUGGUGGCGGUGGUGGCAGGGGCGGUGAGUCAAUCGCCUCAGCAGCUGCAGCAAAUGAUUCAUUAUUUGCAGAGUUAACAGCUCAGACCACUUAAUCUACAAGGACCAAUUUCUUACUGGAGGGAAUCGGUCCAAUAUGAAGGACGUGUCAUUUGUGGAUCGUCUCUUUGUUGGCUUGGCCAUGGCCUCUUUUGUUUUGGCCACCGAGGAGAGGUCUGAUUGCCCGAAGCUUUGUGUGUGUGAGAUUAGACCCUGGUUUUCUCCAAGUUCAGUGUACAUGGAGGCACAGACAGUUGACUGUAAUGACUUGGGACUCUUUAGCUUGCCGGAAAAAUUACCACUGGGCACACAAGUACUGUUACUGCAAACAAACAAUGUUGCUAAAAUUAACCGACCCCUGGAUUACCUGGCCAACAUCACAGAGAUUGAUCUAUCCCAAAACAACUUGUCCUCCAUCAGUGAUGUCCAUCUGGGCAAUCUUCCCCAGUUGCUUUCUCUUCAUAUGGAGGAAAAUUGGAUACGAGAGUUGCCAGAACAAUGUCUUGCAGAGAUCCCAAACCUUCAGGAGCUUUACAUGAACCACAACCUCAUCUCCUCAAUUUCCCCAACAGCUUUCCAAGGUCUCGGCAACCUUGUACGACUUCACCUCAAUUCGAACAAGCUCAAAGAUAUUAAAAGAGAGUGGUUUGAACCCAUGCCAAACCUCGAGAUCCUGAUGAUUGGCGAGAAUCCGGUGCUUUCUAUUGAUGAUAUGAACUUCAAACCUCUCAGUAAUCUCCGCAGCCUUGUGCUUACCAGAAUGAAUCUGUCCCACCUUCCCGAUGAUGCACUGACUGGACUUGAUAACCUAGAGAGCAUCUCCUUCUAUGAUAACAUUUUUUCUGAGGUGCCUCAUUCUGCCCUCAAAAAUGCUAAAAACCUCAAAUUUCUGGAUCUUAAUAAAAAUCCGAUAGCGAGAAUACAAAGAGGAGACUUUGUGGAUAUGUUUCAUUUGAAAGAACUGGGGAUUAACAGCAUGCCAGAACUUGUUUCCAUCGACAGCUUUGCCCUAAAUAACCUCCCUGAGCUGACAAAAAUAGAAGCCACCAACAAUCCCAAACUCUCCUACAUCCAUCCUAAUGCUUUCUACAAACUACCCCGUCUGGAAACACUAAUGCUAAAUGGGAAUGCGCUCAGUGCUCUCCACAGGAUUACUGUCGAGUCCCUCCCAAAUCUCAGAGAAGUUAGCAUGCAUAGUAACCCCAUCCGCUGUGACUGUGUAGUCCGCUGGAUGAACAUGAACAAAACCAACAUUCGCUUCAUGGAGCCGGAUUCACUCUACUGUGUGGAGCCUCCAGAGUACGAGGGCCAGCAUGUCCGACAGGUGCACUUCAGGGAGAUGAUGGAGAUUUGUCUGCCACUCAUCUCUCCCGAAAGCAUGCCUGGGCAUAUUAAAGCAAAGAACGGGAGCUCAGUGUCUCUCCACUGUCGGGCUUUUGCUGAACCUGAACCAGACAUCUACUGGAUCACUCCAUCUGGUACCAGAGUCCUGCCAAACACCGUAUCGGACAAGUUCUACAUGCACCCAGAGGGAACUUUUGACAUCUAUGAUAUAACAGAAAAUGAAGCUGGGCUCUACACUUGUGUGGCCCAUAAUCUGGUUGGAGCUGAUCUGAAAUCCGUUUCAGUAGAGGUGAAUGGAUUCUUUCCCCAGCCUGAAAAUGGGUCUUUGAAUGUCCUCAUUAACACAGUGGAGAUAAACUCCAUCCUGGUUUCGUGGAAGGCAGGUCCUGGAACCCUGGCCUCCAACAUUAAAUGGUACACAGUGACAGAUGGUAAUCAUCCCACCACAGCGUUUACCACCAGGGUCCCAUCUGACAUUCAGGUCUACAACCUAACCCAUCUCAGCCCCGCCACCCAAUACAAAGUAUGUGUGGAUGUUCGCAGCAUCCACUACAACCAUGACACCAAAUGUGUCAAAGUCACCACUAAGGGAUUAGAGCUGACAGUCAAGGACACGGAAAAAUGGGACGCAGCAGUCAUCACUGUCUUUGGUGUGCUCUUGGCGGUGGUUUCAGUGGCAUGCCUGCUUAUUUAUGUGUCUCUGAGGAACCACCACCUUUAUGGGAAUAUAAGGAAAUGGGAUUCCAAAGCCUCGCUAACACCACUGGAAGCUACUGGUGUGAACUCUCCUUUCUUUACAAAGCUGUGGGUUUCGGGUAAGGGACUGCCAAGCGGAGUGGAAGUGAAAGCAACAGUGAUAAAUGUAUCUGACAAUGCCUUUUAGAAGCGCAGCUUUGUAGAGCACCUCACAACAACUACACGGAAAGGACAAGGCAAUGGGCAGGGGGGUGGACGAUGCGUGGUACUGUUUCAAAGGCAUACCCAUUGCUGGUCCCCCGCUCAGCUACCCUGGCAAAACUAUUUAGGGACUGGGAUGGAACAGUUAAAAAUAGACAACAUGCUCUCCCAGUUUCAACCCUUGCUGAAGUGGUGGCUUUGUAAUCGCUAACAUCAACAGGAAGGGGCAUUUACUGCAAAAAGAUAUAUUUCAGUACCAUUCAUAGAGAAACGCAGGCAGAGGAAAGAAAGCGAAGCUGAUGAUGAUGAUGGUCAACUCUCUUGUAAUUGACUGUUAAAUGUGUUAAGAGUUGUGGAACUGUCUGUGUGGUCCCAAGCAAUACCGUCUGUGCUUUGUAAAACCUCCAUAGACGAGUUAGAGAUACAGUAAUAACACCUGUCUAUCACGGGAAGGGAGAUUUAGUAGAGUAGACAAAUAACAGUGACUAUGGUGUAAGCCUUUUGAUGAAAUAUACCCCCCUUUUCUAUUUAAAAAUGGAUUCUUGAUUUUUCAUGGAAAUAUUGUUAUAUAUUCUAUUAUGUUGAUGUAAUGACAAAUCCUCUGUGUCUGAACAGUUUAAAUGGGUUUUAAAUUGAGGCAAGGAGCAGACUACUUUUGAUUACAACGUCACAUUAAGCUUAAUGAAAUUCAGCUUCAAAAUGAGCAUCUAGAGAGGACAUUUGCCAAAUGGCUGUUUAUGCUGUGUAGUUCUCAUUGCAAUGGUGACUUGGAAACUAUGAUGUGCUGGACUAAAACUAAUUGAACAGGUUGAUUAAAGCUGAGGUGAUUGAUGUGUUGUCUCCUCAAGAAGUGGUCUGUUAUGCCCUGGUAAGUGCCUACAACAAGAACUACAUGUGGUAAACAGAGAAGAAGAAGAAACACGUCAGCCACAGCAAAACACGGCCAUCUCAUCAUUGCAGAAUCACAAGCUCUUCUCUUCUCCAGUACUUUUAGUGGAAAUACUUUCUCAGUAUUUUUAGCAUACAUAUUUUAAGAAGACAUUUCAUUGUUGCUUUGGAUGUAAAGUUAAAAAGCCAUUUUUAUAUUAACUGUACUAUAUGUGAUCAAUGGGCACAACAGACUAAUUAAGAAAAGUGCUAAGAAAAAAAAUAAAUGUCAUUGUUUCUUUUACAAAGAAUCGGCUACUUUUCUCUUUGACUUUUUUUUCCUGUUAAUUGCUGUAACCUUAUUCAUUCCUCAGUAAAAUGCACAGUGUAAUUAUUCUUUUUUUCCUUUAUCUGACCAGGGCGCUACGUGAAAUGUUUAAAGACCUAUAUCUGUGACAUUUCCACUGCAAGCAUGUACAGCAAAAUAUUGAUAAUGACCAAGUGGUAAAGAACAAGAAAAUGUCUUUUGAGUCAGACCACAGGGGAAAAGUCAGGAGUCUUCGGCUGAAUGGUUGAAUGGCCACCCUGACCCAGGGAGGAAGAAAAAAAGCAGCAACAAAAGAACAGAACUCAUUAGCCGCCUCAUUAAGAACAUGUUCGUCCUUCAGCUGGUCUGAAUAUAGUCACUGUGCUUUAGCUGCAGCUGCUGCUGCUCGAACUCAGGCAGGGACACGGCGUCCCUACAACACAGAGAUAAAGUACAGUAGUGAAAAGUUGAAGCAGGUUGGUGCAGCAGUGGACUAUUUUAUUUGUCUCACUGAAUUAUCCGGCACAGCGAACAUUUCACAUGAGAAAGCCAAGCAUGAUGAAUGGCUGUCAGAGGCAGAGUGACACAGUGGAUUUAUCAAACAGGGCGUUACACUCAUACAUCAGGCCAGCCUUCAGCACCAUGGACAGAGGCUUUUAGAGCGGGGCUAUCUGUCAAAGACAAAGGGAGUUAAAAUAUGACACACUGUGCUUCUCAGGUAAUGUUCAGGUCAGGCCCCUUUGGAAAUGCAUGUACGAACUCACACUUGCAUAUGAGGCCAUAUGCCUGCGCUGAAACAUAUGCAGGUACACGCAUGCAUGUGAAGUCAAGGCCAAUUGCUAACACAGAGAGAUUCAUUUGUAAAGGACACAGACACCCACACUUACAACACAAACACACACUGAAGCACUACAUCAACAAACCUGUCAUACCCAGAGGUGUUUUGCCGCUUUAGUCUUCCAGAGUCUGCGGGCUUGAAGAAACACAACAUGACAGCCAGAAAAGCCACUAAAUGAGAUCACCGACCAAACAUGUUCUCUGAGAUUAUAGCAGCUCCUGGAUAUUAGCCAUAUUGUGCGCCUUAUUUUUUCUUCUUUUUUUUUUCACAGCUCAUGACUAGAUUACAUACUUGACUGAAUAAGCUGAAUGUUAUCCGCAAACUCAUCUCUCCUGCUGUCUGUCUCAAUCUCACACGUUUCAACAAUCUCUUUUUUCUCCCCCACUCCUCCCUCUUGCUGUUGUCACUCUUGCUCCUCUGGUAGGAAUGUGGGUUUGCACUGAACUUGUACAUUAAAGAAACCCGUAUUAGAGAAAAAAAAACCCUCUGGAUUGAACUUAAAUCCCACAUGAAAAGGAGCAGUGAGCUGUCACCCUUUAAUCCGCAGCGAGGAAGGAAAAAAUUAUGUUUCUUGCUGAAUCUUCAAAUAUUUCAAAUAUUUUAAGCACCUUGUUCUAUUAAAAAAAAAGAGAGCCAUCUGCUCUGAGGGAGAUAUUAAAGCACACUCUGCGAAGGCUUAUAAAUGGGUGCUACUGGUUACAUAUUCAUUUUAAUUUUGUAAGGAUCAUUGUCAGGGAAACUGAAAUUCAAUGGUGCCCUUUACACGCUCAAGGUGUUAGCUCACAUUUAUUUUAUCCAAAAACAAGACAUCAUCAAAUCAUUUGGCUUAUUAUAUCAGAUAAAUAGAAACAAAACUAAAAACCCUUAAUUUUGAAGCCUUUUGAAAUAAUGCAGAAUCACUCUGUUUAUUCAAACUGCUGUUGUAGCAAGUGACAAUACGCUGCUUUGGAGACUUAUUUCCUUGGACACAAAGAAAGACGCUUUCCAAACAGCCCUCAUUAGAUUUUACAAAUAGCUGAUAUCAACAGAAGUCUUGCUCAGAAAGUAGCCUGAUUUCAUAGGGAAUGUUCUCUUUUUUAGAGCUGCAAUAAAAAUAUUUAAUCACCCUUCUAUCUGAGAUAGUAUAAAAAAUGUUAUAGUACUGCAAGGGCGGCAGAAAACAAACAAUGUUCAGGCUGCUGCAGGCACUUUUAUAUGUUUGAAUUAUCAGCUUAUUAAAGUUACAAACUUCCACGUAGGUCAGGCAGCGUAGCUACAGGCAGCCACACUGCAACAAGGAGUAAAAUGUCACCAUGCAUUUACAAUCCGGCACUAUGUUUAAUGCCACUGCUUGCUUUUAAGAGGCCUUUGUGGCCGGCUAUUGCUGAGUUAACUAGAUGACCUAUGGAUUGUAAUAACAAAGCACUGAUUGCUUUCAUGACAGAAUAAAAAUGGGUUUUCCUCAUGGAGUAAGGUUUAGAAAAAAUACUCAUUAUGGACACAUUAUUGUUCAAGUCAGCUUGUAUUUUAAUUGAAUGUCUUUGCUGCAGUGGUGUAAGGUUUAUUUGUUUGCUGUCUGUCUUCUGAUAUGUCUACGCCACAGCUGAUGUUACUCCAGAUGACAGGUGACGUUUUCACAUACACCAUGUCUCACCAGUGAUGCACAAUUUUCCCCAGCACAUCGCUAUUCUGAACAUGCUUUGCCGUGUAUUUCCUGAAAAGUAGAGACAGAGUGUCACAGCAGAUUUGGUACAGCUCGUCAAAGCGCAGACCAGUCAAAAGCCAUUUGUGUGUGUGUGUGUGUGUGUGUGUGUGUGUGUUUCUGCUCCGUUUGGCCUCUUCCUGUCUCCAUUUCCAUUCCCAUCACUCCUAAGGCAUCCCUUACGUGCAGCUAAAUAAUUACUUGCUUUUUGUUCCCCCCCCUCCUCCGUUUCAGCAAUGCACACACAUCCACACGGCAAAUCCAAUAACAGUCAGAAGAACUGUCAGCCAAAGCACAGCCGCUAUUAGUGAGUUGCAUUUUGUACUAACCCAGUGUGCACUUGAUUCAUUAUUAAAACUUGGAUGACAUCAUUAAAACCUUAGAAUAUAAAGAAUGAAGCCCAUUUACUCAAUGCGGUUACUCAGGGUUUCUUAAUGCAAGUAACCCAACAUAUCGAUGUAUUCAGGUUCAUAAGUCUUCUGCCUGCUACAGUGAAACCCAACCAGGAUUAAAUAUCACCCCACAGAGGGCUUUUUCGCUAAUUGGAAGCCCCGUUCUCAAAUAGAUGAUUGGUUUCCGGGGCUACUGAUUGAUUGCUGCCUCCCUUUGUCUCACUGCUGUUUCCUUCAUGGGGUAGGCAUGCAGCCUGUAAAUGCCUGAGUCUGAUCAAUGCAAAGACUAAUGAGUUAUCCACGUGCAUGUGCUCACAUUAACGGUGGAUUGGGAUCGGAAAGAAAAAAAAAAAAAGUGAAUAGGGUCUGGUGCGACAAACAGGCUUCCAUUAGAGGACAUGAAGGAACAUCCUUUUCUAAGCAGGUUUUAUGAGGCUUUGUCAACCUCAUGGCACCUAUGCACCAUCACUCCCAUCAGAAUCAUUAGUGCUACAAAGGACAUCGGUAUUCCAGGAAGCACGCAUUAAUCAUCAGCGAACAUUAAAGUCUCAUUGUAAAAUGGUAGAGGAGCCACCUACUAUUAUAGUCCUUGUAUAAGUACCACCUUUUUUUAUACUGCGGGCCUGUUCACGUAGAGCCUCACUCAGACCCAUCUGUAAAAAGACCUGCUGCAGACUCCAUUAAGCAGAUGGCAGUGUGAAAAAGAGCCAGGUAAUAGUCGUUCAUGAAAGUUAUAGUAAACCAGUCUCCAUGACUGAGACGGUUAGUGCCUCAUAUUUGCAAAAGCAAAUACAAAUGCUUAUUUACAUGUUGGUAAUCAAGCACCGGCCAAAUGAUACAAAAUCUGCCCCUGAAUGUCUCAGAUUUAUGAGCAAAAACAGAGAACUUGGGUGUGAAAAAUGAGGGAAAAGGAUUGUAUGCAAGAAUGUUCGGAAACAAAUUACAAAAACAUGAAUGUGAAACUACUCCAUACAGAAAAAUACCUGUUAUUUGGUGUUGUAUUACUCAUCCAUUCUGGUGCUAUUUUCCUUUGACUUUCUCGUCUUUUUUUCUUACCAGGACUCAGAUCUCUGCAACAAUAAUAGUGCUAUAAUUUGCUGUUUUUUGGAAGGCAGAAAACCAAAUUAAGCAAUUUGGUUGCAAUAAACGCAACAACAGAUUGCAAUAGCAACAGCAUGAAAGGAAAGCAGAAAGGAAAACAACAAUACUGCUCAGACAUAGUAGCAUUGCAAAAAAAAAAAAAAAAAACGAUUUGGUUUUUGGAUUGCUGGCACAUCCAGACGGUUUUCUUUGUCUGCUGACAUUUAAGUGAGCUGGAAACAAACAAAUAAGACAACCAAAGGGAGGAAGUAUUGAUUUGCUGGAAAUUUGCUAAAUCUUUUGUGGUCAGACAUAACUUUAGAGUAAACAAACACGAUGUAUGACAGGAUGGUUGAUAAGCUUAAUGUUGCUAGUUGCGAGUCCUCUCCAGAUUGAACAAACAUGUGUUAAUGCUACAUAUCAACAAAUUAAUCCUCCAUUAUUGACAUCCAUCCUACAUUACUCUGAAUAUUGUUGCCGUGGUUACAUCUGCUGGGAUUUUUUCCUCGGUCAGUUUGCCCUAUGAUUAGCAAUCAUUUUAUUCAAUACAGAGUGUAAACUAAGCUGUCUUCCAACCACUAGGGUAUAUGGACGUAAAUGUCAAACUUUUAUGACUUAGGAUUUGAAACUGGAACAGUCUUAAAACAAUCAAAAACCAAGCCUUUGCCGA
Xyrichtys novacula (pearly razorfish) is the source of this 22585-nucleotide messenger RNA. Lineage: Eukaryota; Metazoa; Chordata; Actinopteri; Labriformes; Labridae. The record is from the annotation of a GenBank genome assembly.